Messenger RNA from Sporothrix brasiliensis 5110, 1554 nucleotides. RefSeq lists its product as uncharacterized. The record is from RefSeq and is a predicted model, not a curated record. Lineage: Eukaryota; Fungi; Ascomycota; Sordariomycetes; Ophiostomatales; Ophiostomataceae. The coding region runs from base 1 to 1554 and encodes 517 amino acids. The transcript has 3 exons.
AUGGUCAAAGACGGUGUAGUAGUUGAGAUCACCUACAGGUCGAAAGACAUUCAACCCCCGCUGUGGCUGGCCGGAUCCUUUUCGAAGCCGCCAUGGACACCCGUGGAGAUGGAGCACAAGACGGCAGCGGACGGCGAGCACAUCUUUACAAAGUCCAUCCGUGCAAAGCCAGGCACAGAGGUGCAGUACAAGUUUCGCGUCGGCGAGGGCGACUGGUGGGUGCUCGACGAGAGCAUUCCCACCGUCACCGACGAUAUGGGCAACCGCAACAACGUGCUAAAGGUGAAAGCCCACGAGAGCGCCAAGUCCAAUCCCAGUGUGCAGAAGCCACCGACCCCUCCUCCCGACUCGCCCAUUCUUCCAACGGCCGCUGCUGGCCUGUCCAAUCUACAUAUACCGGUGCCCGGUGGCAUUUCUCGCUCCGAUGCCAGCACACCGAGUUUUGUGAAGACGACCAUGGAGGUCGCGGAUACAGCGGCGCAGAUUGAUGCGCGGACACCCGAGUCAGAGGCCGCCGAACAUGAGGUGCCCGACUCAUCUGUCGAUUACCUCGACGUGGAUAUCGGCCCCGAGUUCCCGCACGAGCGGCCGGGCGAAGAAGAUGAUGGCCUCGAUGCCGCGCCAGUGUUUGCAUACGAGUACGCUGGCAGCUACGAGUUGCCUGCGGCCGUGGCGGCGGAGAGCGAGUACAGUCCCACGUCGCCCGCUUUCUCGGCCCACGACAAGAACUUUGACCCAGAGGACCCAACGCUCGAAAGGUUCCCUUCGAACCGCGAAGACAUUCUCAGCCGUGUUCGAACCCUCGAAACCGGCUUGGACGAGGACCCGACUAUGUUCGAGGGGUAUCCUGCCUCGCCUGUCGUGACGCCAGGAAGAAAGACCUCGGUGGGAUCGAUCGAUAUGGCUGGUGAUAGCUUCUCGAUCUCGCCGACAACGAAUCCAAAUCGUCCGGUGGGCAACCGGCGCCCGGAGUCUCACAAGCGCAACUCGAGUCGGGAUAGCCUCGUUUUAGACCCGUCUCCGGCGGCUUCACCUUCGCUGCAGUGCAUUGUGGAGGAGACGGGCACCGAUGAUCAAGAGCAUAGCCUUCUCCCGGAUCCGGUCCAGUCGGACCUACUGUCACCCACGGCAGCGGCAAAAUCUGAUGUGCCAAAUCCCGAGGCCGUCUUGCUCACCUCGGAAGCCAUCUCACCCAAAACCAAGGUUGCUCGGCUUGCAAAUCCGGCAAUUGUCGUCCACAAAGCACAGGAAAGCGACGUGGGCAGUCCCAUGAAUGUGAGAGGUGCACCCAUUAGCACAGACAAUUGUCCUGGCGACUUCCCUGACAUCGAUGAAAGUGAAGGGCCGUCGUCGCCGGCGGCAGGGGCUCAAAGCAGCACCCGAGACGUUGCUGCCACUAAUGAGGCGCAGAGUGGCACACCGGUAUCGCAUCACCCGAAAGGCGUCGAAGUCAAGGGCAACUCCAACUGGUUCGCCUCAUUCAUUAAGCUGGUCUUUGUCGACUGGCUUGGCGGGUUUCUCGCGAGCAUCUUCCGGUCACGGCGAGCGGAAUGA